Molecule: messenger RNA, 1261 nt
Organism: Xenia sp. Carnegie-2017
Lineage: Eukaryota; Metazoa; Cnidaria; Anthozoa; Malacalcyonacea; Xeniidae
Product: protein YIPF5-like
Exons: 1
Coding region: 1-753 (250 amino acids)
Biological process (GO): vesicle fusion with Golgi apparatus; endoplasmic reticulum to Golgi vesicle-mediated transport
Cellular component (GO): membrane; trans-Golgi network
Source: RefSeq, a predicted model, not a curated record
AUGAAUCAAGGCGAAUUCUACGCAGAAAAUCAAGAAUUUUAUCAAGGAGGAUUCUACAAUCCUCAAUUCGAUGGCUCGCAACAAUAUAGAGCAAACUAUGGCCAGGAUUCUUUCUACCAAAGCAAUUCUGAUGCUAAUUCCGGUGUUUAUCAACCCAAUUACCAACAGUACGGCUACCCUGAUACAAUGAGCCAAACAUAUCCGAAUAUGUCUGAAAAUUACAGCAGUACUAGUUUUGAGGAUGAGCCACCGCUACUGGAAGAGUUAGGUAUCAACUUUGAUCACAUUUGGGAGAAAACCAAGUCAGUUUUAAAUCCUUUUAAAGAAACAGAUUCCCAUAUCAUGGACGACACAGACCUUGCCGGACCUUUAGUGUUUUGCCUUGCAUUUGGUGCCCUUCUACUACUUCAAGGAAAGGUCCAUUUUGGUUAUAUAUAUGGCUUUGGUGCUCUUGGAUGUGCUAGCAUGUAUGGUGUCCUUAAUUUGAUGAGUAUGACUGGUGUUUCAGCAGGCUGUGUGGUCAGUAUUUUGGGUUAUUGCCUCUUACCUGUGGUUGCAUUAUCUGCUAUAACAAGUGUCAUCAAACUACAAGGACUUGCUGCAAUUUUUUUCAGUGCUGUUGGUAUUGGUUGGUGUAGUUUGUCUGCCUCAAAGUUCUUUGUGUCUGUAUUAGCAAUGGACUCUCAACAAUUACUUGUUGCAUAUCCAUGUGCAUUACUAUAUGGUGUAUUUACAUUAUUGACUGUCUUUUAAAAGACUGUCAUCACAAUAAUGAACAAGCACUUGUCUUUGUUUGAAUCUUUAAGACAAUAGAAUAUUAAAUAAUGAUAGUCAUCAAUGGUUCUUUUAAAUAUGGGUACAGAUCAUCUUCACCGAAAAUUUGAGCAGAGGUGUGGUGAAAAACUAUGAAUUUACUUUUCUUGCUGAAUACUUGAAAUACUAUGGUGCAAAAAUGCUAUAAAUCCUUAUUAAAUCUUAUUAAAGAUGUAAAGUAAUUUCUCCUUGUGAUUAGUUGGACAACCAGCUUGCCAAGGAUGUUACUUAUAUCUUUUAUUCUAUAGUGAAAAAGGGCCAUUGAUAGUGUGCAAGAGAAUAAUGACAUCCAUUAGGGUAACUAAAAAGUUUUCUUGCAGUCUAAUAUGCCCAUAGCAGUAGUUAAUGUAUAGAUUGUCUGAAGGAGUAGAAGAGAAUUUAAAAGUAUGUAAGAGUAAAUCUUGUGAACUGUUCUGUUAAAUAUAUUGCACACGCUAUGUAGGUGUAA